Molecule: messenger RNA, 1254 nt
Organism: Epithele typhae
Lineage: Eukaryota; Fungi; Basidiomycota; Agaricomycetes; Polyporales; Epitheliaceae
Exons: 5
Coding region: 1-1254 (417 amino acids)
Source: RefSeq, a predicted model, not a curated record
AUGCGGUGGCGGAGUCUGCUUAACGAGGUCUUGGAGUUUUCUGCUUUGAAGAAUCCGUAUCUCCCUCGUCGCGUAGGAAGUCUGGUGGCCGAGUCUUAUACAACGGCGAUACCAUCCCUACGCACUCGAAGUUACGACGGCAGCGAGCCCAUGCCGGAGCGCCACGACUACGCUCUUCGCCUCCGUCACCAAAUUCGACACUCCUUCUCCUCGAUCAUACGGCGAACACCGACAAAUUGGCAGAUGAUCACGCUCGAUGCGGGGCGUACGUGUAACAUUCUCCGCGUCUCGGCUGUGACAACGUUCCAGAGGCGAAGACGAGGAGCUCUCGCUGAAAGGACGCUCCUCCACGCAUGGCGGGUGUGUCACCCGCACAACUCCGUCCUCCAAACCAUGGCUCUCGUCAUCCACUCGGAACCUCUAGCAGCAAGGCCGCCGUCACCGUUGCCGUAUGACACUUCGCUGUUCAUGGCCCCGAUCGGAAAGCUGAUCGCCAGCGCCCGCAGAAAGCCUAAGUCUGAAGACGGCCAGGGCGGCGCACCCACCGGGAAUUUGCCCGUGAAGCACGUCGAGCCGAACAGGGUCGGAGAGCAGCUCGAACACGGAUCGCAUCCUGCGCGGGCGUGGUACAAGAGAUGCAAAUGGCUGCUGAUCAUCCCCGUGGGUAUCGUCAUCGCCGUCGCCGCUGCCGCGGGCGGGGUUGUCGGUUCCACGGUCAGCAAGGGCCACCUGAGCAACGCCGUGACGUCCUCGACGAUGGCGAUCUCUGGGGACAGCCAGUCGGCGACGACGCCUGCCUCAUCGGCUACGACGAACGAGAGCGGCGGCACCGGCACGCCCACAGCGUCGGACACAUCAAGCCCGUCGGCCCCGACGCAAGCCUCCCAAAGCACGACCAACCCGAACGGCGGCAGCUUCAUCACGAGCUCGUCAGAUCCGGGUCGCCCCGGCAGGCCCACCGGUGCCAACGCCUCCUCUUUCGGCGCGACGCUCGUCUCAAACGACGCCCUCGCAGACCUAACUGGCCGAAUCGGGAUUGCGAAUCUCACCAGGACCCCAUACUCCCACCGCGCACCUCGGCAGCUCCAGCGCACCUACGUCCUUCAAUGCGCUCGCUGGCCGCCCGUCUACUGUGGCGCGCGCUCGCGGGCCGCGACGAUCUGGGGUCUGCACAGUGCCGCGCGGGACGAGCGCGAGGGCGUGCCCGACGUCGUGCCUGGCGCGCAGAGGAGGGAGAGGUGGGGACGUCACUAG